Molecule: messenger RNA, 5482 nt
Organism: Xiphophorus couchianus (Monterrey platyfish)
Lineage: Eukaryota; Metazoa; Chordata; Actinopteri; Cyprinodontiformes; Poeciliidae
Gene: tmem265
Product: transmembrane protein 265
Exons: 2
Coding region: 513-1568 (351 amino acids)
Source: RefSeq, a predicted model, not a curated record
AGUCCAGUCCGCUCCGCACAGCCGGAGCCGCCGGAGCAGCAGGAGCAGCAGGAGCAGCAGGAGCAGCCUUCCUCCCCUCCUCCUCCUCCCUUUUCUCCUCCCCCGCUGCUGUGUCAAAAGAUUAACAGACCCCCACACUGCAGGGAGGCGACAGCAUUCGCAGAUCCGGAUCCAGAUCAAGCCCUCUGCAGGGGAAAAAAACCCCCUCCAAAACCCGGAGCGUAUAGGACCGAGCCGAACCGGGAAGGAAGACAUCUGCGCUGAAAGCGAGGGGGGAAAUCUUUUAACUAUGAGACGAGUUUUUCUUUUUAAUUCCUCAGCACCUUCAUCACCGGGCUUCUCGGUGGAGCUCUUCCCGGAGCGUGAGCGGCCAAAGACCCGGACAGUGACACUUUUAUCGGCUCAUCAUCGACACUAAAGGAGGGAGGGGGGAUCCACUUAUUGGCCACCCGACUGCGCUUCUAAAUCACGCCAGGACGAUUGAGCCCAAGUGCAAUACGAAUGGUUUGGGCAUGGUGCCCACGCCCCAGGUGUGCGUAUCAACCCUGGUCACGGUGAGCACGAUGGCGGUGGUGGACCUCUACCUGCUGGAGCAGAGCAUGCUGGGAGCUCGCGGCAUGUCUGGACCCAGCGUGUGGCAGUACGUGGCGGUUCUGCUGGGCGACGCCUGCUUCCUGCUCGCCCUGCGCUUCGUCUCGGCCGGCGUGGUUUCCGAGGCGCAGUCGUCGCGCCGCGGUUUCGCCAACGCCCUGUGGUUCCUCUUCCUGUCGCUGCUGCAGCUGAAGCUCUUCUUCGUCUGCCACAACUACAGGCAGGAGCGGCGGCCGCCCGACCCGCUGGCCAGGAAGACGCUGACGCUGCUGCUGUCCAUCUGCCUGCCCUCCCUGUUCCUCAUCCUCACUGGCGCCGAUCACAUGACUCCUCAGCGCAGGAAGCAGGAAGUGCGGAGCAGGCUCCUGUGGGUCGUCGUCGACCUCCUGGACGUUCUGGACCUGCAGGCGGGGCUUUGGGAAGCCCAGGGCGGGUCUGGAGGCGUUGUUGAGCAGAGGCUGCCGAUCUGGGCGGAAGGCCUUGUCUUCUUCUACUGCUACGCGCUUUUGCUGCUGCUGCCGUGCGUGGCGCUGACGGAGCUGGGCGCCACCGGGCUGCCCGGGCAGAGGGGCCCCCGCCGGGAGGCUCUGUACCCCUGGCUCAGCUUGGUCACCAUCAACAUCUUCACCCUGGCUCUUCGGGGAACCGGCAUGCUGUGGUACAGAGACUCCCGCGUGUCGACUGUGUUUCUAGGGAAAAACUUACUGGCGCUGGCCGUGAAACUGAGCUCAGCCUGGGAGAAACACAAGCAGGAGCGUGGCGCUUCAGGGGCCAGAACCGUGGCUGGAUCGGAACCAGAUGCCACCACCGCGCCGCCGAGCCAGAACUCAGAGCAGGACGAGGGCCAGGCUCAGGGGAAAGCUCCUCCUGCUCAUUUCCACACACUAACGCGCUCACAAAGCCACACUCUGUCCCACGUCAGCCUGGAGCCGACGGCGGCCCCUCUGGGGCCGUCUUUUAUCUCCCAUGAACUGUAGAGAAUCACACCCAACAUGCAUGCAUGCAAAUACUGUAUGUACGCACACAGAGGCGUCACAAGCCCUCCAGCAGACCGGAGCCGGCGUCGCCUCCCAGCAGAUAACAGCGGCGGGCAGAACGUGAAGCUGUGGAAAUGCAUUUGGCACGCUCGUCUGUUCGUGCAUUACAUCGCGCUGGGAGCAACUUGAAAUGCAUUGUUGUGAUUUGUGGGAUUGCAUUUUUAGAGUCAACACUGUGAGCAGCACUGCCAGACUGUAAAGCGUGUUGUAGAGAUGUUGAAGCCUAGUGAGUACUCUCUGUUGUAUAAUGGAGGCUUAACUGCCUUACCUCUCUCAGUUUGUUGUCCUCUUGACAAAUAUAUUUUUAAACUUAUUUCUACUUCUUGUUAAAUAUCCGUUAGUAACGAAGUUGAAUUUUUACAGUUCUUUGGAGAAACUGGAUCAUUAGAUGCCAAAAUCUGUGCUGUGACCUUUCAGAACGCAUUUUCUGUCAUUCCACAUUAGAAAGAUUUAAUACAGAGACGAGGUGAUGCUUCCUUCGGUACCAAAGAGGCAAGAUUGAACAUCUAAAUGAAGAAAAGUCCCACUGUACCCUUCUGCACUGUGGUUUAUUGUUUUAAUGUAAAGUUUAACCCAGGUGAUGUUUCCCUGGUUAGGUAAUUCACAAUUCAUUUUAUGUGAAUAAAAAGUAGAAAGAUUAGUCGGAACAAUGGUAAUAUAAUGUAUAAUGGGAAAAAUACGUUUAGAACAUGUUGGUAAAAGUAUUUCUAAUGGGCCUUUGAAAUUCACACAAUUAAUGCAAAAAGUCUAGAAAGAAAUGAAAACGAUCACGUCCAUAAGAUAAGUUAUUUAUAAUAAGUAAAUAAGAAAAAAACAUAUCAUGCAAUGAGACAAAGAAAGCCAAAAAACAGCUGAAAUAAAUCCUGAUUUCUUCCCAUCACUGCAAAUUUAUAUCAACUAGUUCAGCUUUAAUUGAUGGCCUAUGAAAAGAUUUCUCAUUACAGAGUAAAGAGCUCCCUUAAAACCUUAUUGUUGCAAAACUAAGAUAUACUUCUAACCAUAUGAAUGUCCCAGUUAGCACUAUUCCAGAUUAUUCUGUAAUCUGGAAGUGGAAACAGCAUAUUUUUAUUAUGAUCAAGUAUUAAUGCAAUAUUUCUGACAGAGAAGUGGGAAGACUAAUCUAAAGACGAAUUAAACCGAACAAAGUUUCCAUUGAAAUGAUAAAUUCACUCAACUACAAUGGCGUUUGUACACACUCACAGCACAAGACUCCACUGCUGAAGAAAAAACCUAAUUUGGUCAGAUGGGGCCAAAACUAUUUGAAUGUGAGGAAGAAUAGAAAUCUCCAUCAUCCCAAAAACACAACACAAACGAAAGGUUGGAGGUGGAAGCAUCAUGAUGUGUGGCUACUUUUCAGCAUUUUUGGGAACAUAUCGUUUAUCAUUUAUCGUGAGAAAAUUCUUUAAAACUUUUUGAUACAUUUCGGUUAUUGAUGUUAAAUAAAAAAAACCAAAACUUACAUUAUGGUUGAAAAUGUUUUUUUUGUUAUUUUCUCAGCAUCAAUGAACAUUAGUAAAUUCAAAAACAUAAUAAAAUGCAGCUACUGUGUGCAGCUUAGUGAUGUAAUUUACACUUUUCAGUAAGUAGGUGAUGAAGGCUUUUUGAAUGGGAACAUUGUCUGUGUUUUUGGUGCCAUGAAUGCUGUUCCAUGCUGUCACAGCCAAACAAUUGAUUAAAAAUUUUUUUUAUCUUAAUCGUUAUCACAAUAGUACAAUAAAAUAUCGCAAUAAAACCUUCAAGUCCAUAUCGUUCACUCCUAGUACAGACUAGUUUCUCUAAAAAAGAUAUUGAAUAAAUCUUAAUUUCCCAUUUGUUAUUCCACUUUACUAAUUUUUUGGACUAGCUUGUGCUGCUUCUUUUCUAUAUGUGUGGUUUUACUGGGCUGGUUACUGACAUACUGGUGUGACUUUCAUGUGAAUGGGCCCAUUAGGAACAUAUGUACUGGGAACAGCCUGUGUUCUAUACUUAUUUUCCCCAGUAACUGCUAAUGUGAUCAGGAUGCCUUCUGGGCGCCUCACUUUGAAGAGUUUCUGGAUGCGUCCCACUGGAAGAAAACCUCCGGGCUGACCCAGAACGCGCUGAAGGGAACACAUCUCCCUUCCGGCCCAGAAAUGCUCCAGAACCCCCUAUGGGCUUAUUACCUCCACAAGAAGUGGGAAGGAAUGCUGGAUGGAAGUACAAAGUUUUACUUUUAGUACUUGUAUCUUAUUUUAGGGGAUCUUAUAACUUCUAGGAUGCUUCUAGUCACUUUUGGUCACUUUUUGAUUAACACAAAACAACAAAUAAAAUAUAAACAUAAUGGCACAAAAGGAAGUUUGUCAAAUUAUCUGAAAGGCUUUCUGUCUUUCGUUCUCCAUGAUCAGAACAGACUGAGCGUCACUUAGAGAGAUCUGCUAAAUACAUUUAUCAGUCAGUGUGACAUCAGAUCAUUGUGUUUGUUUUAACAGACUGUUGGGCUUGUUGCUCCAGUUCCUCCUGUCUGGAUAAAACUUUGGAGGAACCAGGAGUUGUUUUAGUUCAGGGAAAAUCUGAAGCUGCAUCUUUGCUGUGACUUGCAUACUAAGUCAGAAACCCUGAAGUGAUUUUAGCUCAGUGAGAAGCAAAAGUUUACUUCCACAAAAAGACUUUUGUAAAAGCCCUAAAAUGCGUUGUGUUUCUUUAAAAAUCUUAAUGACCGAAUGAUUAUUUUUUCAGAUCUUUCAAAGUUUUGUUUUGACUUUGGCUGCUUUUUCACUUUUGUCAUUUUAGAUGAAUUAUGCCAGAUUCAUUGGAUGGACAGAUUGAUACUCGGAUGUUGGUUGGUUGGUUGGUUGGUUGGUUGGUUGGUUGGAUGGAUGAACCAUUGGAUGGUAUGAUGGACGGAUGGAUGCAUGGAUGGAUUAAAGAAUGGGUGGACAUACAAUUUGAUGGAUGGAUGAUUGGAUGGAUGGACGGACGGAUGGAUGGAUGGGCAAUAAAACAGAAAACCCCAAAAGUCUGUAAAUCAAAUAUUUUGUUUUUCUGAAAAACUGCCAGGUUUUUCCAGACUGAAAGUGAAAAUGAUUCCCUGUGGGUCGGAAACAUGAACCUGAAGGUCAUCAGACGGACGAUUCGUCUCUCAGGCUGGAUUUUUCUCUGAUUUCUAAAAGACAUUCUGAAACCAUCCAUCUGCUUUGGUUUGUCCAUUUCAGAAGGACAACGCCGUUAAAAACAAAGUCGGUCAGAAAGCAGCCAAAGUCUAAUGAAAACCAUGUAAGACUUCAGAACCACUUUAAAAGAUUACAAGGAAGUCUGGCUCCUUAUCCUAAAUCAUUCAACUCUGACUUUAAAUAGAAAAACUAAGACGUCAGUAUGAAAGAUGCCGUCUCUCAGUCUGUUUGCAUGUCAAGCAGAACCCGAACCACACAAAACGCAGGUAUUUUACUACGCUGUUUACAGAAAUUGAGUAAUCCCUUUACUGUUUUUUAAAACCACGUUUGAUGUGAUUUGUACUUAUCGCAGAGUCUGUCAGUCAAAAACAAGAAGUAGAAAAAAAAACAUCUGCUUGUUGGAGCUUCUGAUCUCUUAAGAUCAAAGUUUUGGUUUCAUUUUUUAUUUCAGGAGUGAUGGAGCCUUUCAUCUGUAAAUGUAUCGAGACGUUGGGCGUCACAGGGUUGACAUCUGCUGUACGGUUAAAAGUGCCUUGUUUCCUCAUGGAGCGACGAGAGGCUCACCUGUUCGGUGCACCAUGUGGAACUGGGUCAAAAACUGUGAGCUGGUUUCUGAUGCACAUUCAGGGUGAAAACUAAUAAACGUGUCUCAUAUCCACCGGAUGUCGACACUUCAUUUGGGUUUGUCAGGUGAUGAAUAAAUACUGGUUUUAAAGCUAAAGCUGA